GCUCGAGGGGAGCCCGGAGCCUCGCAGGCCGCGCCAGCGGCUGCAGGGUGUCAGGCCUUUGGGGUUUCUAUGACAGCGCAGUCGCCCCACUCUCCCGCAACAGCGCUGCGGUGCGGAGAGGCAGCGCCGCACGCCCCCAGGGUCGCUCCCCCGCCUCCGUGGCCGCCGUGGCGGGGGCGAGCGGCCGCCCGAGGCACCGCGGGGGUUGAGCUGCUGCUCGCAGCCGAGCCGGGGUCGGGCUCUGCAGCCCGCAGGAGGCAGAGCUGAAGCAGCUCAGAUCAAAAGCGGCAGAGCACGGAGGGAGGUUUCCUAUGUGAUUAGAGAUGAAGUGGAGAAGUACAACCGGAACGGGGUAAAUGCUCUUCAGCUGGACCCAGCAUUAAACAGACUCUUCACGGCAGGGCGGGACUCCAUCAUAAGGAUAUGGAGUGUCAAUCAGCACAAGCAAGACCCUUACAUAGCAUCUAUGGAACAUCACACAGAUUGGGUAAAUGACAUUGUGCUGUGCUGCAAUGGCAAAACAUUGAUAUCUGCUUCUUCAGAUACUACUGUUAAAGUGUGGAAUGCACAUAAGGGAUUUUGCAUGUCAACACUAAGGACGCAUAAGGACUAUGUGAAAGCCUUAGCAUAUGCAAAAGAUAAGGAGCUGGUAGCAUCUGCUGGGCUGGACAGACAGAUAUUCCUCUGGGAUGUAAAUACUCUCACAGCACUGACUGCCUCAAAUAAUACUGUCACAACUUCUUCCCUGAGUGGGAACAAGGACUCAAUCUACAGCCUUGCAAUGAAUCAAAUGGGAACAGUUAUUGUAUCAGGGUCCACUGAAAAGGUUCUAAGGGUGUGGGAUCCAAGGACUUGUGCAAAACUAAUGAAACUCAAAGGGCACACAGACAAUGUCAAAGCUUUGUUGCUGAACAGAGAUGGCACCCAGUGUCUUUCAGGCAGCUCUGAUGGUACAAUCCGCCUGUGGUCCCUUGGGCAGCAGAGGUGCAUAGCCACAUACCGAGUCCAUGAUGAAGGUGUUUGGGCUCUGCAGGUCAAUGAAGCCUUCACUCAUGUUUAUUCAGGAGGAAGAGACAGGAAGAUUUAUUGUACAGAUUUACGAAAUCCUGAUAUCCGGGUGCUGAUCUGUGAAGAAAAGGCACCAGUUCUUAAGAUGGAACUGGAUAGAUCAGCUGACCCUCCUCCUGCACUUUGGGUUGCAACAACUAAAUCCUCUGUGAAUAAAUGGACUUUGAAGGGAAUCCAUAAUUUUAGAGCAUCAGGAGAUUAUGAUAAUGAUUGUACCAAUCCCAUACCACCCUUGUGUACACAGCCUGACCAAGUUAUAAAAGGGGGUGCUAGUAUUAUUCAGUGCCACAUUCUUAAUGACAAGAGGCACAUAUUAACCAAAGACACAAAUAAUAAUGUGGCAUACUGGGAUGUCUUGAAGGCAUGUAAAGUGGAAGACCUGGGGAAAGUAGAUUUUGAAGAAGAAAUUAAGAAGAGAUUUAAAAUGGUUUAUGUGCCAAACUGGUUCUCAGUGGACUUGAAAACCGGGAUGUUGACAAUUACUUUGGAUGAAAGUGACUGCUUUGCAGCCUGGGUUUCAGCAAAGGAUGCUGGAUUUAGCAGUCCCGAUGGUUCUGAUCCAAAAUUAAACCUUGGAGGGCUUCUGCUGCAAGCAUUGCUGGAGUAUUGGCCUAGAACACAUAUCAAUCCAAUGGAUGAAGAAGAAAAUGAGAUAAACCAUGUGAAUGGGGAGCAGGAGAACAGAGUCCAGAAAGGAAAUGGAUACUUCCAAGUGCCACCACAUACACCAGUUAUUUUUGGUGAGGCUGGAGGACGCACUUUGUUCAGGUUGUUAUGUCGGGAUUCAGGUGGUGAAACUGAAUCCAUGCUUCUUAAUGAAACCGUGCCACAAUGGGUAAUUGACAUCACUGUGGAUAAAAAUAUGCCCAAGUUCAAUAAGAUUCCCUUCUACCUCCAACCUCAUUCAUCAUCAGGGGCAAAAACUCUAAAAAAAGACCGGCUGUCAGCCAGUGACAUGCUUCAGGUGAGAAAAGUGAUGGAACAUGUGUAUGAGAAAAUCAUAAACUUGGAUAAUGAGUCUCAGACAACGAGCUCCUCCAACAAUGAGAAAGCAGGAGAACAAGAAAAGGAGGAAGACAUUGCUGUGCUAGCAGAGGAGAAGAUUGAACUUCUGUGCCAGGACCAGGUUUUGGACCCCAACAUGGACCUUCGAACUGUAAAGCACUUCAUCUGGAAGAGUGGUGGGGACCUGACGCUUCACUACCGCCAGAAAUCAACGUGAGGGCAGCGCAGACCCAGAGCGGUCAUCAUUUACUUGACCUUGCUGUGCUGGUUCCAAGAGUAGUUCUAGAGCAGCCCUCUGAACCCCUAAGGUAGAUGAGACUUCUAAUGCCUCAGUAUGGAUGGGAAGUAAACAUUUAAUUGAAGUGACUAAUAGACCUGUAAUAUAGAGGAAAAAAAAAUCUAUAUGACUUAAACUAAAGUCUGUCCUAGUCUCAGUCAAUGAGAUGGGAGGUCCCUGAGUGGUUUGUGUUGUGUGAGGUGUACAGAGAGUGGAUGAUAACCCAGUGCAGACUUUUGCUUCCUCCUUUUUUGCUUUUGGUUUUUUUCCAAAACAUAAUCCCCUCAUCUGUUCAUGCUCAGUAUCAAACAGGUUUGGCCGUAUUAGUCACUGUUCACAAUGUAAUUAAGAACUGCACACAAGGUAUUUUUAGUACAUUCCAUUCAUAAAGUUCCAGCAAUGAUUUCUCACCGGUUACUUAAGCAUUUCUACCACUAAAAAAAGUUUGGAAAAGAAAAUACCAGAAAAAUAGGUAUUGCAUACUUGAAUGAAUGGGCCCAUUUAAUUGCAAACCAAGGGUUAACAUAAGAAUUGUUUUAAUUGCUUUAGAGAGCUGUUGACAUGCAAGAUAAGAACACUAGAAAAAUAUCAGAGCAGUAUGAGUCCAGUGAUGCUGUGCAUCAUAAUAGUGAACAUGCUUUGCAGCAACUUAGAGAUUUUUUUUUUUCUAAAUAUAUAUGUAACUACUUCCUGCACUGUGUCCUAAGUGUUCGAAAGACACACAAGUCUAAUUUUUGGUAACUGUGCUCCAAAAGUAUGUGACAUUUUGUUAAAACUUCGAACCAUUCUGAUUAUAACUUCAUAUGUUUAAUGUUGAACUUUAGGAACUUCUCAGCAGAUUUCAUAUUCAUGAGAUAAAAAUACUGAUUCUUCUUUUCCGAGGUUUUAUAUGCAAUUGUUCUUUUGUUAGAGAUUUAUGCAGAUCUUGUUUUCACUGCUAUUUCUAAAAAUCUGUGGCUGUCAUAGGCUCAUGGUAAUCUUUUAUAGAAGUUUAACUUAUUGGGGGGAGGGAGGGUAAGGGCCUUUCAGCUUUUUGUGAGAAAAUGUGGGGAUAUCCCAGAAAACCAUUUGUAGCCAGAGCAAAUUACAAAUCCUCGUAGAGAAAUGGUUUAGAAAUUACUCUUGUCUGAAGCAGAAGCACAAGUGCCUUCAAGGGGCAGUAUAUUAUUGGAGUUUCUUCAGGAGACACAUGCUCUAGCCCUUCCUGUAUCUUGUGAUCAAGAUUUAGGUUGAGGCCUAAGGAAAGUCCCAAUAAAUUAUAUUACUGGGAUUGUAUUGGUCAGACAAAAAGUAAAGUAUUUUUCAUCAUGUUUUAUCUGAAAAAAUAGGCAAAAUAUAGUCAAAUAGUCAAAAUAGUCAUUCCCUUCUGCACUUUUAACCCAGCAAAACAAGUUCAUUGCUUAGACAAAACCAUGGUUCAGAAUUUGCUAGGAUGUCUUUUCCCAUCUUUUGAGAAUCAGGUUCAGUUUUUUUAUCCCUAUUUCUGUGUACACUUAGUUUGACACAAUUGUGCUUUAACUGCACUUUUUUAGUGCUAUUUGUGAAUUAAGUAGUUAAACAGAACUGUAACUUUUAUUGGUAAAUUGUCCUGACUUGUAUUUAUUAAUAGCAAGGGUCUUUGUCUGUUCCAAUAGGCACUGUUUGGGUUAUGUUUUGUUUCCUGAUUGUCUUCCUGUCCUAUUGUAUACAUUGGAGUUGCUCACAGUAAUUUUUUGUUUGAAAUCAGCCCGAGGUUGUAAUUUUCCUUCUGUUUUUUUUCUUUCUAACCAUCCCGAAACACAGUAACAGGAAAGAUUAAUGAAAGAGUCUGCAAUGCCAGAAGGGUAAAUGAUGUUUCACAGUUGUAUAGAAUAAAAGGCUUUAGUUAAAAUAUUUUCAAGUUGUUUUGUGUACUAGAUAAACUGCGCAAUUUUGGAGCUUGAAUUUGACAAAGGACUUCAGAGUGCUUUUGAAGCCUCAAGUAAUGCAAUGGCUGAAGAAAUGGCAGCAGAAUCCUGUGAAGAUAAUCUUGUAAUGUGGGUGAAUCUAAGAAUUUCUCAGGUGAGCAGAACUUCAGAUGUGAGUUCUGUUGAGGGGAGAAUGUGACAUGGGCAGUGCUGCUUUUGUACCAUGAAAGUAUUUUGUGCUAACAAGUGAUUCACGCCAGUUGCUGCUGAGCUGUCAGCA
This is a messenger RNA of Poecile atricapillus (Black-capped chickadee), 4516 nucleotides long. It is a transcript of the gene WDR48, whose product is annotated as WD repeat domain 48. Gene Ontology annotation, molecular function: ubiquitin binding. Lineage: Eukaryota; Metazoa; Chordata; Aves; Passeriformes; Paridae. Gene Ontology annotation, biological process: protein deubiquitination; double-strand break repair via homologous recombination. The record is from RefSeq and is a predicted model, not a curated record. The transcript is spliced from 19 exons. The coding region runs from base 467 to 2290 and encodes 607 amino acids.